AUGGCGACUCUUCAACCUCUUCACACCGAAACAGAUCCAACAAAACGAUAUACCUGCCCCUCUGAAACAAGUCCCCAUCGUGCCACAAUACUGGGAUUCCCCUCUCGUUGCUCCACAUUUCCAGCCCUUUACACCAAAACAUGCACCGAGAUCGUAGAUCUAGCAUGCACAAUUGCAAAUUUUGAGAAAGUCCGCCUACACGUCCGACCAGAAGAUAUCCCUCAAGCUCAGAAUCUGGUAUCCAAACGAUUAUCAAUGGAGAAAGAGCCCCAUAAUCAAGAACUCAACGUACAAUUGAUUUCUGUGGCAACAAAUCACUGCUGGGUCCGCGACACCGGCCCUGUUUACGUCCGCGAUGCCGAGAAUACAGACCAGCGCUAUGCAGUUGACUUCCAAUUCUGCGAAUGGGGGAACAAAACUGGAGAGCUUCUCUACAACAGUUCAACCGAUAAAGAAGCCGCACUAGCAGAAGAGGCAAACACUGAUCCAGCCGACUGGCCAAUUAUGGAUGCUACACGCCGAGAAGAGAAUACGCUCUUUGCGCGCCGAACUUUGCAACUCGAGAAUGCAGAUGACUCUACUUCCCCUGUGAUUCGAAUCCAAUCUUCUGUACGCCUGGAGGGUGGUGGGAUUGAGAUGGAUGGAGAGGGAACCUUCAUGGCGGCUGAAAGUAGCGUGCUGGUUCCUUCGCGCAACGAGGGACUCUCACGCGAAGAAGUGGAAGCUGAGUUAUCACGGUUACUGGGAGUUACGAAGUUCAUCUGGGUCCCUGGUCGUGAAGGACUGGAUAUUACGGAUUGUCAUAUUGAUGCGGAGGCGCGAUUCAUUCGUCCUGGUGUGGUGGUGGUCUGUAAACCGCAUGCGAAGAGUGGGGCUAUCUACUGGGAUAUCUAUCGGGAGAUCCGCGAAGUCCUGGAUUCUGCUACUGAUGCGCGAGGACGGAAACUGCAGGUGUACGAUAUUGAAGAGCCGGAUCCAGAUCUUAUGAAGGGAGAUGUACCAGGAGAAGAGGCAGAACCGUCAGCCUCGUAUGUGAACUUCUACUUCGUGAAUGAAGGGUUGAUUAUCCCUGCUUUUGGCGAUCCGGUGGCGGACCAGAAGGCUCUUGAGACUUUGCAGAAACUUGUCCCCGAACGUGAGGUGAAACAAGUGGCUGUGAAUGCUUUGCCGAGGACCGGGUUUGACAGUCAAUAA
Molecule: messenger RNA, 1194 nt
Organism: Penicillium malachiteum
Lineage: Eukaryota; Fungi; Ascomycota; Eurotiomycetes; Eurotiales; Aspergillaceae
Product: agmatine deiminase family protein
Exons: 2
Coding region: 1-1194 (397 amino acids)
Biological process (GO): putrescine biosynthetic process
Molecular function (GO): agmatine deiminase activity; protein-arginine deiminase activity
Source: RefSeq, a predicted model, not a curated record